Girardinichthys multiradiatus is the source of this 3575-nucleotide messenger RNA. Its product is annotated as zinc finger protein 11-like. The record is from RefSeq and is a predicted model, not a curated record. Bases 123 to 3392 code for a protein of 1089 amino acids. The transcript has 7 exons. Lineage: Eukaryota; Metazoa; Chordata; Actinopteri; Cyprinodontiformes; Goodeidae.
AGGAUCUCGAACCGUCUCUUCCUCGUCGCCAGCAGCUAUUUGCACCGUAGGGUCGGGCAGACGUCGACUCACAACGUCCCCGAUUUGGUUUAUUUUCCGAACUGAGUACUUUUCGGUACAUCAUGGAGACAUCAGAACCUACCAGCAACGAUCCGCCUGUCCUGCUGCCGGCCCUUCGCCUCUUCAUCCCUCCCCUCCGGCUGGUGUCUGCAGCCAUGUGGCACAUUGUGCAGAGCGGGAACCUUCAGGAAUAUGGAUUGGUGGAGGACUUCAUCAGCACAGUCACUGACACUGUACCAGAACUGUUGAAUCCAGAUCAGAAAGCUCAGCUCCUCCUAGGAUUGAGAGCACGGGUUGUUCUUGAAUUGUGCCGGUCCGAGCAGAUCACAGACACAGACUCCAUCCAGAUGCAUCUGGAGCAGAUAAAAACCCUCAUCUCCACCUGGGCUGCGCAGCCUUGUUUUGCAGAUGUUCAGUUUCCAGAGUCAAACUUUGUGGAUCACGUUGGGUUGUUGUUGAAGGACCCAGAAGAGAAGGAGAAGUUCUUUCAGGAUGUUUUCCCCACAGACUUUGGACCUGAUUAUGACAACGCUCUGCAGAUGCUGAUGUUGGAUUUCAUGUCCAGACUGGAGAAGCUUUUCCCAGUACCUGACAUUCAGCAGACGGCGUCCAUGCUCAGUGGCAUCCCAUCUGCCCUGGAGGAGUGCGCUCACUCAGCACCUGACCCCCUGCACCUGAAAACUGUGCUGCGCUACCAAACAACACUCGGACAUGUUGAUUUCUCUGAUGAAACUCAGACCAUCCCAUCCUCCUUUGGGAACUGCAUCCUGUCCUCGCUGUCUCUUCCCCAGCUGGAGAAGAUCGUGAUCCAUCCAGAUGAACUGCAGAUUCAGUCAUCAGAUUCAGACCAGAUUCAGGGCUGUAUGACCGUGCAGGUGGAGGGUGAAACUGUGACACUGUUGGACUACAUUCAGAUAGAAGAGCCGUCCAGUUUGGUGGAGUCUGACGAUCAUGAUGACAUCGACACUAAUGCCGAAGAAGCGGCUGAUCCAAAUGAGGACUCGGAUGACGCUUUAAAGCCUGCAGCUUUUCAGCCACUGAAGCAAAGCAAGAGGCGUGAGCUAAAAAGAGAAGCUUUAAAAGCAAAGAGCAAUUUAAAGGCAGUCAAAAGGCUGCAUAGCACAUUCUCCAAAGACAAAACAUGUCCUGUGUGCAACAAGACAUUCCUGCGAGCUGCAGCCAUGAGGCGACACCAGGAAAUUCACAAUGAAAACCGCGACCUGAAGUACAAGUGUGGCAGCUGCGAUAAGCGGUUCAGGGACCAGUACGACAUGAACCGACACACCAUGCGGGUUCAUGAGAAGGGAGAGAUGAGUAACAGCCCUAAAGAUGAAGGCCUGGGAGAUCCCUGCACCUCUGAGAUAUCUGAAAAUAAAAACUGCUCCUUGUGCGGGAAGUAUUUCGCCCGGGAAGUCGACAUGGAGCGACACAUGAAGUCCCACUCAGAAGACCGUCCGUAUAAGUGUUCCUUUUGUGAUAAGAGGUUCAAGAAUCUUUACGUCUUGAAGAGGCAUGAGAGGGAGAUUUGUAAGAGCAGGGAGCAUAAAACAAGGAAAAGCACUCCAGAUGCAAAUACAAAGACCCUCUCAGAGGUGUCAGUGGAAGGAAAAAUCUGUCCGAUCUGCGGCCGGAUCCUUCCCUGCAGUGCGGACAUCGCAAAGCAUUUACGGUCCCAUUCCGAGGAGCGACCAUACGUCUGCAUCCCGUGUGACAAGGGCUUUAAGUACAAAGACACGUUAAAGAAGCACCAGAUCAUCCAUGGACACGAGGGCAUCCGGGAGGAGCACUGCAAGACUGUGGAGCAGAUUCUGGCUGAAGCCGAUUCCCGGAACCUGGUUGAUCCUGAUGGAUUAGUUAAAACUGAAACGGACUCUAACGCACCUGUACAAACUGUGAAGAAUAACCCAUCUGUAUCAAGGCUGAACAGAAAAAAAUCCCCAAAAGUUUGUCCUGUGUGCAGCAGGGUGUUUGAUAGCAUAAAAACUCUGAACAGGCACAUCCAGUGCCACACAGAGGAUCGACCAUUUCACUGCAUCCAUUGCAAGAAGAGAUUCAAACACAUGCACGGCCUGAAAAGACAUCAGAUUUAUGCCAUCUGCCAUAAAAAGACCUCCCGUUUGUUAUUGAAAAAGGAACAAAGAGCAGGACCCAGUCAGAGUGAGGCAAACAGUACCGACCCCCUACAGGGGCAGCAGGCCAAGAUCCCUGUCUGGUGCUCUAACUGCGGCAAACACUUUGAGUAUCUGGCCGCCCUGAAGGAACACCAGGAGAACGUCUGCAAAGUGGAAAUAAGGGAAGUGAUGAAGUGCGACUGCGGGAAAGAGUUCAAGAGUGUUACGUUGCUCAAAGUCCACCAGAGAAUCCACGACCCGCUCUACUGCAAGGAGUGCGGAAAGAUCCUCGGAAACGAAGCCGCCUUCGAGCGGCACAAACUGAUGCACCGCCCGAUGAAUUGCACGAUGUGUGAGAAGACCUUUACCGUCCUGAGGCACCUGAGGGAACACUAUGAGAAGCAGCACAACUUCAGCGGGCCGUUCCCAUGUCCACAGUGUGACAAAUCCUUCGUCCAGCUGUCCUACCUCGCCAUCCAUCAAAGGAUACACAAAGGAGAGUUCCCCUACGCUUGUAACAUGUGCCCCGAGAAGUUCAGGUCAUCCAACUGUCUGACUGUCCAUCAGCGGAAACACACCGGUGAGAAGCCUUUCCUGUGCUGGCAAUGUGGGAAAUGCUACCGCUCAGCCUCAGAGCUCACGGUCCACAUGGGGACCCAUUCGGAGGAGAGACCAUGGGCCUGCUCGCAGUGCAACAUGGCCUAUCGCACCAAGCUGCAGCUCAGCAACCACGUGGAGCAAGUCCACAUUGGCGUCCGGUAUCCAUGCAAGACCUGCGGGAAGCAGUUCAUGAAGGAGACGUCUUUGAAGAGGCACGAGCUCAUCCACACUGGUGAGAGACCUUACCAGUGCACCGUGUGCGGGAAGACCUUCCUGACCGCCAACGAACUCAGACUCCACAACAGGUACCACACCGGAGAGCGCCCCUACAAGUGCGACGUGUGUAGCAAGGCCUUCAUCCAGUCGGGCUACUUGAAGUCGCACAUGCGCAUCCACACAGGGGAGAAGCCGUUCAAAUGCGACAUCUGCGACAAAAGCUUCAGGCUGUCCUACCACAUGAAGAAACACAGACGGACUCACGCUGGGAAAGCCCGGAGCUUCAUCUGUGAGGAUUGUGGGUUGGUAUUCCUCCAGAAGAAACUGCUUUGGGAACAUGCACUCACUCACGAAGUGAAACUGGAACCAACAUUCGCAGCUGAAGUCGGACUGGAAUUUCAGUAGUUUCACCAAUGGACUGGACUCUUAAUUUCUUUAUGGAAGUUGGUGUUUUUUUUUUCUUUUCCAUUCAGGAAUACUGAGUUAAUUUCUAAAAAAGGUACAUGCAAUUAGACAAGUCCUCAGGAAAAGGCUGCAGAAAAUUUGCUUUUCUGAACUUUGGGAACAUUAAAAACUUAAAUAAUGUCA